AUGCUUACCGAGCACGCUAUUUCGGCAGAUCUAUAUUUUAGAAUAAUGAAAGCUAUUACUGGAGAAAAUGUGACAAAGUUAUUGCAGUAUCAGCAUAAAUUCGAAUAGAAUCCUCAAAACAUUGAAUCAGCUUUCUAUUAUUUUAGAGAGUUGAAUAGAAAUGGUCAUUAUCCGACAGUGGUGAGACUCUACAAUAAGCAUGAAUUGAGUUAUUCAAUCAGCAAUUAGGUCAAGUAUUUUGAUAAAAUUAGAUAACAAUACGAAUAUGCCAAGGAAAACAUUGAAAGUCUGAGAAAAAAUUCAGGCAGCAAUGAAUUCAAAUCCCUUAACUUAAAAGAAAAUUUACAGAAUGUUUUUAUUACAAAGUUUUUUGAUUUCAUUAAGAAAGUCAUAUUCGUUGGAGUCGGAUUCUUCGCUUUUACUAUGAUUUUUAAGCAGUUCGAUAACAAAUCGUUUAUGGAAAACUAUAAGUUUGAUGUCAAGAAAGCAAAGGACAUUCCAUAGAAAUUAAGUGAUGUUAGAGGAAUAGAUGAAAUAAAGGAGGAAGUAGAGAACUUAAUCAAGAUGCUUAAAGAGCCAGAGAGAUAUCAUUAAAAAGGAGCAAAUUUGCAUAAAGGUGUGUUGUUAUAUGGUUAACCUGGUACUGGUAAAACUCUCCUUGCAAGAUCAAUUGCAGGUGAGGCUGGCUGUCAGUUCAUCUAUUGUACUGGGUCUCAUUUCGAUGAGAUGUUUGUCGGAGUUGGUGCAAAAAGAAUUAGAGAGUUAUUUAAUGAAGCAAAGAAACAUAAGCCCUGCAUCAUUUUUAUUGAUGAAAUCGAUACGCUUUUAUCAAAGAGUAGAAGAUUCAAUUCAGAACAUAGUUCAUCAAGAGCUACUAUCAAUUAACUACUAACAGAGAUGGAUGGUUUCGAGAAAACAGAAAAUAUUAUGAUUAUUGGUGCAACAAAUCAUGAAGAUGCAUUAGACCCCGCUGCUGUGAGACCUGGUCGUUUUGAUAAAAAAAUUCAUGUACCCCUACCAGAUGUGAAUGGCAGAGAAGACAUUUUCAACUUCUAUUUAGGGUAAAUUGAGAAAAGCGAAGAAAUAUCAGCUAAAAAGCUGGCUCAAAUGACUCCAGGGUUUAGUGGAGCAGAGAUUGAAAAUUUAGUUAACACAGCUAUCACUGAGGCAGUGCAUAUUGGAAAAGAUAAAGCAGAUCUAGCUGAUUUUGAGUAUGCCAGAGACAGAAUUAUGAUGGGUAUUGAAAGAAGAAAGUUGAGCAUGUCAGAUAGAGAGAGACUUAAUACAGCAAUUCAUGAAGCUGGUCAUGCUAUUGCUUGUUAUUUUAGUAAGGGUGCAAAGAAGCUCUAUAAAGCAACAAUUGUUGCUAGAGGUAGUAGUUUAGGAGCUACUUACAUGGUUCCUGAGGACACAGUUUCAAUGACAAAGGAGAAAAUACUUGCUGAAAUUGAUGUAGCUAUGGGAGGUCAUGUUGCUGAAAAAUUGAUCAUAGGAGAGAAUAAAAUAACCUCUGGAUGCUCAAAUGAUCUUCAAGGAGCUACUAGCAUGGCUUACAGAGCAGUAAGGUACUUUGGUAUGUAUGGAGAAUCUGCUGGUUUCAUCGCCAGUGACCCAGACUAAACAAGUGAGAAAUACAAUGCUAUGAUCGACAAACAAGUAAAAGAAAUCUUAGAUGUAAGUCCAAUUCACAUAAACAAAGUAUAGAAAUCAUUUGAAAGAGUAAGUGGCUUGAUAUUGAAUAAGGAGAGAGAGCUUAGAGAACUUGCCAAGAAUCUGUUCUACUAUGACUACCUAGAUGCUGAUGAAAUAAAAAAUGUUAUUGAGGGAAAGAAAUUAUCAAAGGAUAAGGUUAGAAAGUGGGAGGACAAAGAUCCCUAUAUCAUAAAGUUUUGA
Messenger RNA from Stylonychia lemnae, 1893 nucleotides. NCBI's taxonomy places the organism in Eukaryota, Ciliophora, Spirotrichea, Sporadotrichida, Oxytrichidae. The record is from the annotation of a GenBank genome assembly.